This is a messenger RNA of Eimeria maxima, 2682 nucleotides long. RefSeq lists its product as hypothetical. The record is from RefSeq and is a predicted model, not a curated record. Lineage: Eukaryota; Apicomplexa; Conoidasida; Eucoccidiorida; Eimeriidae. The transcript has a single exon. Bases 1 to 2682 code for a protein of 893 amino acids. Gene Ontology annotation, cellular component: nucleolus; nucleoplasm.
AUGGGCAAUAUAGAAGCAUCACUAACUACGGAGACGUCAAUGGCAGCAACAACAGCAGCAGCAACAACAACCGCAGCAACAAAAACUACAGCAGCAGCAGCAGAAGCACCAGCGUCAACAUCAGCAGCAGCACUAGCAGCAGCAGCAGCAACAGCAGGGGCCGCUGACGCCUCUACUACUGCAUCACAAGAAGCAUACCAUUCUCAUACUGUUCUUGUGCAGCGAGAGGGAGGGGGCCCCCAGGCGUCCCUGGGGGCCCCUCUAGGGCCUCCCGCCCGUUUACCUAAGCUGGACCCUCACAGUGCCUUAUUAGGGAGACCCCCAUCUUGCAGUCCCCCGUUGCCUGUGCAUGCAGUAGCAGCAGCAGCAGCAACAGCAGCAGCAGCAACAGCAACAUCAGCAACAAGUUUACCAAGUUCUUCUAUGCAAGAAAUAGAAACAGAAACAGAUGUGGGGGCCCCUAGUCCUAGUCCAAGGGAGGGGGCCCCCUUCAUAUGGGGGCCCCCCCCUUCUCCUGAUGACCUUGAGCUGCUGUGCCCUACUCCUUAUCAAAGUCUAUCUGUAGAUCAAGGGGGGCCAGGUGGGGGGGCCCUGGGGGCCCCCUUAGGGGGCCCCUAUUCAAUAGCAGGGAGACAGCAGAUGGCAAGUUUUGGUGAGGCAGUAGGAAGGGCAUUAGCCUUAGGAAACAGCAGCAGCAGCAGCAGCAACAGGAAUUCCUUAUUUGCUGCUGCUGCAGACAACAGCAACAACAACAGUAACAGCAACAGCAGCAGCAGCAGCAGCAGCAGCAGCAGGAAGUUUGAGGUACCCCCCUCUGUCUUAGCCCUUGAUGACCUAAUAAGAAGCAGCUUAGGGGGGCCCCCUAAUCCAGGUGUACAUACAAAUAGUCCUGCUGCAGCAAAUACAUAUAAUAAAAGGGGUACUAAAGCAGCAUUAACACAAGAAAUAUGGGGAGGGGCCCCCCAUAGGGGCCCCACAUAUAACGAAGAUGAGGUACAGAUGAUGCAAGAGGAGGGGCCCCCACAGCAGCAGCAGCAGCAGCAGCAGCAGCGCAGCUCGCAUUGUGGUUCGCCACGUGUAGAAGGGGGCCCCCAUGGUACCUUCUCUGGGUCUUGUGGACAACCCAGCAGCAGCAGCAGCAGCAGCAACAGCAGCAGCAGCAUGGCGAAGGAACAUGGCACCGAAGACGGACCUGCUGCUACUUCUGCUGCUGCUCCUGCUGUUAUAUCUUCUGCUGCAGCAACAGCAGCAGCAACAGCAGAAGGAGAGACAAGAGAGCAGACAAGAGAAGAAAGCAAAGAAGAAAUUGAGUUGCUGCUCUCCUCCCGUGUUAUCUGUACCCAUACCUCCAUCAGCAACAGCAGCAGCAGCAGCAGCAGUAGCAGCAGCUGCACCAGCAGCAGCAGCAGCAGCAGCAGCAGGGAGUGUCCCCUAUAUGCACUGCAGCAGCUAUCUCCUCGUCUCCACGAGUGUUCAGAGGUAAUAGCAAAAGCAUUGCUGCAGCAGCAGCAGCAGCAGGGUCCCUCUGCUGCUGCUGCUGCUGCUGUUUCGGGUGGGGGCCCCCUUUCCCGUGGGGCCCCCCCUAGGGGGGGGGCCCCCCUAAUAAAGGGUACAGACACAAUGAGGGACGUGUCUGCUGCCCUUAAGCAAUUACAAUUAUCUAUAAAAAACUUUUCUUAUGUUCUUUCUUCUUAUAGCGAACAUUUGCUGCCUGAUGAUAUAAUAGGGGGGCCCCCCCUCAUGGGGGCCCUAUGUGGGGGGGCCCCCUCUAUGGGGGCCCCCAUACAAAGAAUUGGGGAACCUGAUGUUAAGGGGGCCCCCAACCUAGGGGGCCCCACCGAUGUACCAAGGUGUACAGGUAUGGCACAAAAGACCUUAGGUGACCCCAAUAACAGCAGCAGCAGCAGCAGCAGCAGCAGCAGCAGUGCAGCAAGGGCCCUAGGGGGGGCCCCUGGAGAGACAGCUGAGGAAGAAGAUUCUCUGUACCCUGUCUUCUAUCUAAGCGGAGAAGCAGCAACAUCUUCUUAUGAUGCGCAAGACACAAGCCUCCUCCCUGUUGACCCUUUGGGGGCCCCCCAAGGGGCCCCCAAAGGGAUUCCCAGAGGGGCCCCCCAAGGGGCCCCCCAAUAUGCCCCCGGUGUGGUAGGGGGGCCCCCAGGGGCCCCUCCUUCAAGCCCACGGGGAUCUCUUAAGAUACUAACUCCUGCUGCUGGUCAGGUACCCCUUGCUGCUACCCUUGCAGCUAACUGGACCUCAGGGGGGCCCCCGGGGGCCCCCUCAUUAGAUGGUCCUACUUGGGGUACCGUAAGAGGCGUCUGCCAAAGCACAAGUGUAGUACCCUCUUAUGGGGGCCCCCCUGGGGGGGCCCAUCCAGGAGGCCCCCACCAGAAAGCCCCGCAAGCGAGAUCUUGUCGGGGGGCCCUUGGGGGCCCCUCUGAGGGUUGUAUGUCUCUGGGACCCCCAGGGGGCCCCCAAACUGCUGGUUGGUGUGGGCAUUCUGCCAGCAACAGCAACAGCAACAGCAACAGCAACAGCAACAGCAGCAGCAGCAGCAGCAGCAGCAGCUGCGCGCAUGCAGAUAGGAAGAGAAGAGGAGGGAGGGCGCUGCGGUGGGCACGGGAUCGUCUCCUGGGGAUCGUCGCUCCCCAAAGGAAAGGGAGCAGCAACAAUGUAAAAGAGUAA